Molecule: messenger RNA, 274 nt
Organism: Staurois parvus
Lineage: Eukaryota; Metazoa; Chordata; Amphibia; Anura; Ranidae
Source: the annotation of a GenBank genome assembly
GGGCUGCCUUUCAGUGUCACCUAUCAGUGCCAGUCAGUGCCACCUAUCAAUGCCUAUCAGUGUCAGUCAGUGCCGCCUAUCAGUGCCAGUCAGUGCCUCCUAUCUGUGCCAGUCAGUGCCACCUAUCAGUUCCCAUCAGUGCUGCCUAUCAGUGCCGCCUAACAGUGCCAGUCAGUGCUGCCUAUCAGAGUCAGUCAGUGCCGCCUAUCAGUGCUGCCUCAGUGCAUCCUCAUCAGUGCCCAUCAGUGCAGCCUAUCAGUGCCCAUCACUGCAG